AUGCUGACGUGUGAUCACAGUCACACAGGUGGUAGCUGCGAAGGGGCCGCCAGUCGGAAGGACCGGGCGGUGCUCAAGAGACGAGCAGAGAGAGACGACACAGAGACGGAGACGGACAUCUACCUGGACAUGGAUCACCUGCUGAUGCUGUUGCUGCUGCUGUGGAGCUCAGGACUCCAGGCUGAAGAUAAACACCAAUCAACAGGUUCUCAGUGUGAAAGCACAGCCAAGGCUGACAUCGUGCUGUUAGUCGACGGAUCUGGGAGCAUCGGCUCUGAAGAUUAUGAAAACAUUAAGUCCUUUCUAAAUCAAACAGUCAGCAACUUCAACAUCGGCCCUGACAAAGUCCAGAUCGGUCUGGUUCAGUAUGACAGCACCCCAAGGACCGAGUGGCAUCUGAACACCCACCAGACCAAACAAUCCCUGCUGGAGGCCAUAGCCAAGCUGCAACAGCCAGGAGGAGGCACCAACACAGGAGAAGCUCUGAAACACAUCCUCCAUAACAACUUUAAACCCAAUGUGGGAAUGCGUGCAGACUCCCACAAAAUUGCUAUCCUGAUUACUGAUGGACAGUCCAGCGACGAUGUAUCCCUCGCCUCGCAGCACCUGAAAGACGCCGGCAUUGAUGUCUACGCUAUUGGUGUAGGGAAUGCAAACGAGGCUCAGCUGAGGGUCAUCGCCUCAGAUCCUAUUAAAAACCACAUGUACAUGCUCAGUGACUUCUCAUCCCUCCUGAACAUCAUCAACAACCUCACCAUCAACCUCUGUAACAGUACCAACAGCGGCUUAGGACUCCAGGCUGAAGAUAAACACCAAUCAACAGGUUCUCAGUGUGAAAGCACAGCCAAGGCUGACAUCGUGCUGUUAGUCGACGGAUCUGGGAGCAUCGGCUCUGAAGAUUAUGAAAACAUUAAGUCCUUUCUAAAUCAAACAGUCAGCAACUUCAACAUCGGCCCUGACAAAGUCCAGAUCGGUCUGGUUCAGUAUGACAGCACCCCAAGGACCGAGUGGCAUCUGAACACCCACCAGACCAAACAAUCCCUGCUGGAGGCCAUGGCCAAGCUGCAACAGCCAGGAGGAGGCACCAACACAGGAGAAGCUCUGAAACACAUCCUCCAUAACAACUUUAAACCCAAUGUGGGAAUGCGUGCAGACUCCCACAAAAUUGCUAUCCUGAUUACUGAUGGACAGUCCAGCGACGAUGUAUCCCUCGCCUCGCAGCACCUGAAAGACGCCGGCAUUGAUGUCUACGCUAUUGGUGUAGGGAAUGCAAACGAGGCUCAGCUGAGGGUCAUCGCCUCAGAUCCUAUUAAAAACCACAUGUACAUGCUCAGUGACUUCUCAUCCCUCCUGAACAUCAUCAACAACCUCACCAUCAACCUCUGUAACAGUACCAACAGCGGCUUAGGACUCCAGGCUGAAGAUAAACACCAAUCAACAGGUUCUCAGUGUGAAAGCACAGCCAAGGCUGACAUCGUGCUGUUAGUCGACGGAUCUGGGAGCAUCGGCUCUGAAGAUUAUGAAAACAUUAAGUCCUUUCUAAAUCAAACAGUCAGCAACUUCAACAUCGGCCCUGACAAAGUCCAGAUCGGUCUGGUUCAGUAUGACAGCACCCCAAGGACCGAGUGGCAUCUGAACACCCACCAGACCAAACAAUCCCUGCUGGAGGCCAUGGCCAAGCUGCAACAGCCAGGAGGAGGCACCAACACAGGAGAAGCUCUGAAACACAUCCUCCAUAACAACUUUAAACCCAAUGUGGGAAUGCGUGCAGACUCCCACAAAAUUGCUAUCCUGAUUACUGAUGGACAGUCCAGCGACGAUGUAUCCCUCGCCUCGCAGCACCUGAAAGACGCCGGCAUUGAUGUCUACGCUAUUGGUGUAGGGAAUGCAAACGAGGCUCAGCUGAGGGUCAUCGCCUCAGAUCCUAUUAAAAACCACAUGUACAUGCUCAGUGACUUCUCAUCCCUCCUGAACAUCAUCAACAACCUCACCAUCAACCUCUGUAACAGUACCAACAGCGGCUUAGGACUCCAGGCUGAAGAUAAACACCAAUCAACAGGUUCUCAGUGUGAAAGCACAGCCAAGGCUGACAUCGUGCUGUUAGUCGACGGAUCUGGGAGCAUCGGCUCUGAAGAUUAUGAAAACAUUAAGUCCUUUCUAAAUCAAACAGUCAGCAACUUCAACAUCGGCCCUGACAAAGUCCAGAUCGGUCUGGUUCAGUAUGACAGCACCCCAAGGACCGAGUGGCAUCUGAACACCCACCAGACCAAACAAUCCCUGCUGGAGGCCAUGGCCAAGCUGCAACAGCCAGGAGGAGGCACCAACACAGGACUCCAGGCUGAAGAUAAACACCAAUCAACAGGUUCUCAGUGUGAAAGCACAGCCAAGGUUGACAUCGUGCUGUUAGUCGACGGAUCUGGGAGCAUCAGCUCUAAAGACUUUGCAAUCAUUAAGUCCUUUCUAAUUCAAACAGUCAGCAACUUCGACAUCGGCCCUGACAAAGUCCAGAUCGGUCUGGUUCAGUACUCUAAAGUUCCAAGGACCGAGUGGCAGCUGAACACCCACAAGACCAAACAAUCCCUGCUGGAGGCCAUAGCCAAGCUGCGCCAGAGAAGAGGAGGAACCUACACAGGAAAAGCUCUGAAACACAUCCUCGAUAAAAACUUUAAACCCAAUGUGGGAAUGCAUGCAGACUCCCACAAAAUUGCUAUCCUGAUUACUGAUGGAAAGUCUCAGGACAACGUAUCCCUCGCCUCGCAGCACCUGAGAGACACCGGCAUUGAUGUCUACGCUAUUGGUGUAGGGUAUGCAAACAAGGAUGAGCUGAGGGUCAUCGCCUCAGAUCCUAUUAAAAACCACAUGUACAUGCUCAGUGACUUCUCAUCCCUCCUGAACAUCGUCAACAACCUCACCAUCAACCUCUGUAACAGUACCAACAGCAGCUUAGACUCUGUCAGGCUGGUGAAUGGGACUACUAUGUGUUCAGGCAGAGUGGAGGUCAAGUUUAACCAGUUUAACCAGUCGUGGUCUUCAGUGUGUGAAGCUGACUUUGACCAGCAGGAUGCAGAGGUGGUCUGUAGGGAGCUCGGCUGUGGGGCUCCCUCAGUCCUCCAGGGGGCGCUCUAUGGAGAAGUGGAGGCUCUGAUAUGGACCAAAGAGUUCCAGUGUGGAGGCCAUGAGUCUGCUCUCCUGGACUGUGGAAGAUCAGACUCAGCUAGAAGCACCUGCUCACCUGACAAAGCUGUUGGACUCACCUGCUCAGAGCCUGUCAGGUUGGUGGGAGGAGCCAGUCGCUGUGCAGGUACACUGGAGGUGAAACGAACAGAGUGGAGACCAGUGCAGGACUCUGACUGGACCCUGAAGGAAGCAGCUUCAGCCUGCAGGGAUCUGGACUGUGGCUCUGCUGUUUCAACAGGGAGGAGAAAUAAUUCCUUAGAGGAAUCUGUAUGGUGGAUCAGAUCUGACUGUGUUCAGUCUGGAUAUGCCCUGAGGCAAUGUGCAUCAUCAAAUUCCUCUUCCUCCAUCGUGGAGCUCAUCUGCUCAGACCUGCUGGUUCAGCCAAUCAUCUCUGUGUCUUCUACCAUGGACGGGGUCUCCGAGGCCCAGCAGCAGGGGUUUCAGGUGCGUCGGGGCUCCAACUUCACCAUCAGCUGCUCCGUCCAGCCUCAGUACCCAGGAGGCUCCUUCCAGCUCACCUUCACCUCCUCCAACACGGCACACAACUACACCCAGCCAGCUGUCAAUCACUCUGUUGACUUCCUGUUUCCUGCUGCAGACCCCGCCCACCAAGGAAGCUACAGCUGUGUUUAUGGCAUCUAUGUUUUUUCUCAUAACUUCUCCUCUGAGAGCCGUCUGCUGUCUCUCACUGUCACAGAUCCAACAGUUCUGAUCAUCACACUGGUCGUCCUGUCGGUGACUCUGCUGUUAUUCAUCAUUGCCAUCUAUUUCAUCCGGAAGGCCAGCAGGGGGCAGAAGUCAGGCCCACAAGAGAACACUGAGCUGGAUUCUUAUAACCUUGGUGUUUCCAGAGCUGAAGGAGAGCCGGCUGAAGAGGAAAGAUCUCAGAGAGCAGAGUAGGACCUCCAAGGAGUCACACAAACAUCCAUCUGCUCAGUGGAGGAUUUUAUAUUUUUUACACAGAUGUUCCCUUUAAAGUAGCACUUAAAUCACUGCAGAAAAGGUUUCAUCUCUCCUUUCAGUCUCAUGUGAUAAACCAACCAGCUUUUUGCAGUCUGUAUCUCAAGGAGUGACGUCAUAUUGGACAAUUCUGCACCUCAUGAUUUAUGAGUUACCAGUGCUUCAGUUGGUCUGGAAUGAUCAACAGCUUUUAUUCAUGUUUGCAAGCUUUAGAUAUAGAUAUAGACAUAUAACAUGUAUAACAGACAUUGCUAAUUCAUUUAGUUGACUUUAUGAUUCUUCUCUACAUGUGCUACUUUUACACUUGUUUUACAACUGUUAAUCAGAAGUUAGUCUCACUUUAAAAUACUGAACAAACAGUUUUGCAAAUGUUUUACGAGGAAGGAAACACAUUCAACUCAUUUGUUAGAAUUACAGGAUAAACACAAUGAGUUUAACGCAGAUUGUAAACUUAACUUUUGUUUGUCUACAAAAAACUCCGAUUAGUCGACUCAGGAAAAACAAACCUCACACACAUCUGCAAAACUGUCACAAAAUACUUGAUUAUCUGUAUAUAGUUUUAUUUUGUCAUUAUUAACCUCUCACGUCAACAGCUGUACCUUUCUUUUUACUUUAAGAUUUCCAUGAAUCCAGUUUUAUGGUCUGAGUCAAGAAAUCAUUUUUAUAAAAUACAUCCAGUUUUUCUUCACUGCCUUUUAUAUACUUGAGUGUUUGAGCACAAAAAUUGUUAUUCAGCAUUUUUAUGUUCUUUGAGUUAACAAAAUUCAAUAAAUCAAACAUUUAUUGAGUC
Molecule: messenger RNA, 4927 nt
Organism: Thunnus maccoyii (southern bluefin tuna)
Lineage: Eukaryota; Metazoa; Chordata; Actinopteri; Scombriformes; Scombridae
Product: collagen alpha-1(XII) chain-like
Exons: 30
Coding region: 1-4077 (1358 amino acids)
Biological process (GO): endodermal cell differentiation
Cellular component (GO): membrane
Source: RefSeq, a predicted model, not a curated record